UCCAUGCAGCAAAGUUGAGUGGAGGAGAUUCACACACAGGAACUGGACUAAAGUGCUGGUGAUGGACUUCAAAUAACCUUGAAGUUCGACAGCACUGGCUCUUCUCUCUGUUGACUCAGGUAUUAUUAAAAUGCUCUUUAGGCCUUUCACAUUAUUGUGAAUGCAUUUCAGCUUGUUCAUUUAAGCACCACGUCCUUUUAUUGAUGCUCAUUAUCUGUUUAUUUCUAAAUGCUAAAGGUUGAGUUGCCGCUGUUUAACCUGAAGUGUGUGAGUUACGAAUGCUGAUGUGCAGGAUUGUUGCAACACCUAAAUCACGGGCUCCGGUUCAGAUUUGACACAGCGGCUCAUUCACUGUGGGUCGUAUCUCAGUACAGAUACAAGAGUGGCUUCGGUCGGUGUUGGAAAAGCGGAGUGCGUCAAUUUAACUACCAUGGGACAAUAUUUGAGUUUCAGAGAGAAAGCUGUCAACAAAGCAAAGCAUUAGAAUCUACUGUCAUUGAGCUAAAAUGAUUAAAGGCUUUUAAAGCGUAAACAAAGGCAACUUUAGUAGCUGUCAAUCAAAACCAUGUGGGGACAUGACAGAAAGGAAUCUUCACUAUAGGGACUUGGCUGAGGAUAAUGCAGAUGCUUAAAGCAUGGGUGGGGGUGGAGAAAUGAUCCAAAUGCAUGUAUUGACACGGACAUUAGCCCGUGAGCAAACAAACAGACGCCCUAAUCCCGAUGAACAACAGAUAUUUCAGCGUGGAUUUAAAGUGUCAGCGCGGGGAUUUCGACGCUUUCAUUGCACAUCCCUCCUCGGCGGCGUUCGGCGCGUUCGAUUAAAACCAGAGCGCGCGGAGAGAAGACGCUCGGCUCUGGCACCGGACGCGCAGCGACUGCGAUUCUUCCAGGACAACUGGCGCAAUCCAGCGUCGCGGAGGAUGAAAGGGGGGCGCCGCGUGUAAAUCACGGGGGGCGAUGGGGAGGCUUUCCUCGGGUGCCACGUCUUAGCGGCUCGGGACACCUUCCGUGGGCGGUGCGCUGUUGCCGUGGGCUCACCUUGACAGGAAAAUGCUCGCUGAAUGGCCAGAUGCUCCGAGGUGCGUUCCAGUUCCAUUUCUCUGCAACCCGAUCCCCUUGGAGCGGGCGCACUCGCAAAAGCCUCGCAACCAGGUCCACAAAGACCCAGAUGCUCGUGUCGCCCAUUUACAAAUAGGUCCUAGUAAAUAGCGAGCGAAGCGCUCUCUUAAAUUCGAGAUGCGCGUGGCCAUGAAACGGAAUUUGACACCGGCGCGAGCGGAGCGCGGAGAUCAGGUUAGAAACAUGCAUCGCAACAGAACGUCUCCACAUCGCAUUCCACAUACUGAAAUCUAAUCCGGGGACAUCGGGCUGCGUGACACAAUCCCCAAGACAUCUGAAGAGCGCGCUGCUACACACGCGGCUCCAGGGGCGGUUGGGAGAGAUUUGCGGCGCUCUGUUGCCCCGCUGGAAGAGAGAGAGAGGGAGAGAGAGAGAGAGAGAGAGAGAGGGGCGGACACCAACUGCCCCAAAACGUCAGCGCGCACUUAACUAUAAAUCUUUCCAAACUGCCUUCUGCGCUGGUCACGCUUCGGUCCGGUGCGAGGACACUACGUGUGGACGUCCCACGAGCUACACGCGCGGUCCGACCCGCAGAACAUGGAGAACACAUGCCCUCAUCUGUGUCGUUUAUCGCGCCAGCGUUGGCGAUUGGGGUUUUUUUGACGCAGUUUUGGAUAUAGCGGCGCUCCGUUUGCACCAAGCGCCGAGAGCGCGAGCGCCUUUUGCACUCUGGGAAACAGACUUGUUCUCCGUCCGUGCCUCGCUCGCGCGCUAGAGACGCUGAUGUCUCUAUUGGACUCCUUUCAGCUGGAGAUGGUGGAUCUCUCUCGGAUUUCCAACGUGGAAACGUAGCAUCCAAUUAAUCAGCGGCUGCAACUGAACCCCGCGAGGCGCGGUGGCAUUUCGGUCUCUCUUCAACACCUUUGGACUCUGAGGCGCGGACAGACGCACGGUUCGCUCGGUGCGCUCGGUCGGAGCGUGAAAAACACACCUGGUCGUGUAUUCCAGCCUCGUUUUGUUGAGCACUAACUCCUAACUCGUUCGGAUUGUGGCUGAUAAAAAAAAAGAUUCACGCGUCUGACUCAAGCUGAGACUAAAUGAGUCGCGCGUUCUGUUUGGAUUUGAAUAUCAACAGCCAAGCGAGUUUCAGGUCUGCAUGGGCCAUAUUUAAGCUUUCUUCAUAGGAACUGAGUCUAAGAUGAAGUUAUGGGAUGUUUUGGCCAUGUGUUUGUUGCUUCUGAGCUCUGUUGCUACUCGGCCUCUCUACCAAAACAGUCAGCCAGCCAAAAGGACGCAUUUCCCCAGCAGCUACGGUGAUCCCGCGUCUCUAUCUGUGGAGGACAAAGCGCCGACGUUGGAGCACGACGGCCGCAACCUGCAGGAGAUCUCCAUGGAGGAUCAGAAUGACAUGGCUGGUCCCUACCCAGAGCAGUUUGAGGAUGUAAUGGAUUUUAUCGAGGCUACAAUCGGCCGGCUGCGGAGAGCGUCGGAGCCCGGCGCCGGCCCUCGGGCGCGGAGGGAGCAGAGACAGCGGGCAGCAGCGAACACGGGCGGCGCGAGGGGCAGCAGGAGGAGGGGCCGCGGCCGGGGGGGGGGGCGCGGGGGCAAAGGGGGCCGGGGGGAGAAGGCGCCGGUGCAGAGCCGCGGCUGCCUGCUGAAGGAGGUCCACCUCAACGUGACGGACCUGGGCCUGGGCUACCAGACCAAGGAGGAGCUCAUCUUCCGCUACUGCAGCGGCCCGUGCGCCGAGGCGGAGACCAACUACGACAAGAUCCUCAACAACCUCACGCACAACAAGAAGCUGGACAAGGACGCGCCGUCUCGCACGUGCUGCCGCCCGCUCGCGUUCGACGACGACCUGUCGUUCCUGGACGACAACGUGGUGUAUCACACGCUGAAGAAGCACUCGGCCAGGAAGUGCGGCUGCGUCUGAGGCCUUUGCGCGCGGGUGCCACAGGACGCGGAGACGCGAAGUCAGUGUGUGAAACGGAGGUCGGACACGCGUUCGGUGACCGCUAACUCUCCAAUCAGCCGCAUGCAAUAACCAAGCAGGCGUCAGACUGGUGUUACACUGUCCUGCCGCAUCUGCUGACUGGGAGUCUACUAUGGCUUGGUUUUGUUCUGGAAGGACACAUUUUCCCAGGAACAUCGUUUUUUUUCCCCCCAUCGCUGGCUCCAAGGACUCCAGACAAACACGGAGGGUUGAGUAGUAUAUUCAGCUGGGUUUUAAAUCACUUCCAGCUCAGUCUGUUGACAUUUACAUCCAGAGCCGAGGGACGAGAUGAUGACUACCACACAGGGAUUCUGGUGCAUUGCAUCUAUAUAAAAUCUCUCUCUCUACAUAUAAUAUAUAUAUAUAUAUAUAUAUAUAUAUAUAUAUAUACACACACACACACACACACACACAUGCGUGUAAGAAGUAUUUAUUAAGAUGGAAUUAACUUAUUGUUAUUUAUUUCAACCCAUUUUAUGAAAGAAAUGUUCAUUUUUCUUAUUUAUUUAAAAGCUUUGUUUGUCCUGGUUGGUGCCAAAGUGAAGCAUUGUCUCAUGCAAAAAGUGAUUAAGCAAAACAGACCCACGCAUCCCAACUAUGCUUCCAGGGCUCCUCAGUCCAGAAACAGCCAUCCGCCUGUAAAGUCCAGCGAGGGUAGAAAGAGACACGCGGGAGGGGACCAAUAGAAGACGUUUGUUUGUGAGAGUCAGCGUUUCUAGUUCUGUUUUUGGACACUACACCUCAUUUUUCCACGUGUGACCACGCUCAGACCGCGCCCACAGCACCUGAUCCAUUCUAUUCAAUCAUGACACGUUUACAAGCAGGCGAUAACUCUGUGCUGCUGCUGCUUUUCUAACCGUUUGGAACCUAAAAUCGCCACGGCAGCAGCGGCCUGUAGGUGCCUUUGAGAAUCCAUCCAGCCCCAGAAGAUGCUCAGAUGCCGGCUCAUCAGCCCGCGUCACCCGAGACCUCGCCGGUCUGGCACCGGGGCUCCGCCGCGGUUACAGCCCAAACGGGCUUUAAAGUUCACGGGACCGUCUGUGCUCCUGUCUCAGCUCUGACAGACAGGUCUUGCUCUCUGAAAGGGGAUUUGAAAGCGAUCCUCCAACUCGAGUCUUAACCAAAUAUCGCCGCUGGCAAAAAGGUACUUCGGUGGAGGCGGCGUGGGGAAAAUCUAGCUGCCGGAGCAGCUGUCAUCACAAAACCCAUGUAAAUGUCCCGAGACUAGAUGUUUCCAGCGAAGGUGAGGACGAGGUGCAGGCCUGGGAUGCUUUCUAGUCAUAACAGCUCGUUUGGCAAAGCGUUUGCCCCCAAAAUGUACCAGAAAUGCACAUGUGUGAGAAGACGGCCCCUAACAAGCAUGUGGCUGUGUCCUUCAAGACCCUAAAGGGAACUGUGAGCGGAUCAAAGACUCGGUCCUGAAGCCUCUCGGUCUCGACAUUAGCAUGGAUUAGGGACCAAGGUAUCUGUGCCCACCCAGCAGCGGGCAAACCCAGCUUUACUGUGUAAUCCCCCCCCCCCCCACAUACAGAACAAAUCCACUGCAUCAGGCUGAAUUUAGGCCAAACGCAACGGCGAGAAGAAAAACUCUCGCUUUUAUCGCAGCAUACUUCAUCAGUUGGAUCAUCUUCCCCUUUAACAACCCAUUCACGCAUAAGCCUUUCCAGAUGAGACCGUGCCGUCCGACUUCCCAGAAGCCCCGGAGCCCCUGCUACCGCUCAAUACAUACAUUAAAGUGUGUGAACUGUGACCACUACCCCUCGCGUUUUCAUAAGCGUUUCCUCAGCUGUUCCCUGGUGAUUAGUGGUGCAGCUCUGACACAGGAAGGCAUCGCAUUCGUUGUCACUCCUUAUUGUGUUAACACCUCUAUGAAAUGUCGUCUCACUUGUUUUGUGUUACAGAACCAAAGCUCUUGGCAAACUUUAUUUUUGUACAAUAUUCAUUUUAUAACUUUAUACAGAAUUAAACUUGUUUCU
This is a messenger RNA of Betta splendens (Siamese fighting fish), 5028 nucleotides long. RefSeq names its product glial cell derived neurotrophic factor a (gene gdnfa). The transcript is spliced from 3 exons. Gene Ontology annotation, molecular function: growth factor activity; receptor tyrosine kinase binding; glial cell-derived neurotrophic factor receptor binding. The record is from RefSeq and is a predicted model, not a curated record. Bases 2258 to 2992 code for a protein of 244 amino acids. Gene Ontology annotation, biological process: positive regulation of branching involved in ureteric bud morphogenesis; peripheral nervous system development; negative regulation of neuron apoptotic process. NCBI's taxonomy places the organism in Eukaryota, Metazoa, Chordata, Actinopteri, Anabantiformes, Osphronemidae.